Messenger RNA from Sorex araneus (European shrew), 1698 nucleotides. RefSeq lists its product as uncharacterized. Lineage: Eukaryota; Metazoa; Chordata; Mammalia; Eulipotyphla; Soricidae. The transcript has 4 exons. The record is from RefSeq and is a predicted model, not a curated record. The coding region runs from base 1 to 915 and encodes 304 amino acids.
AUGGCUAACAAAGGCAAAUAUUACAGAGCCAUCAAGCUGGGACAUAUUUACACUGCAACCCAGUAUACAAACACCAAAGAGAUGGUUAAGCAGGUGGGCAAGAGCAAGAUCAUCAGAAGCAGAAAUCAGAUGCAAAAGAUAAAAAUAGAAGAUGAAAUGACUGGCUUCAGGAAACAGCCUAUGGAAGGAGCCUGGUGUGCAAAGCAGUUACAGGACUCUCCGCCUCCCCGCCACCCCUGCCCCGCUGCGCGCUCCCCUUCCCCAAGGCGACCACCUGCGCCGCCCCACUUACCAUCUGCCCCGCGGGGAGGGCCCCCCGAGGUAGCGGAGCCCUCCCUGCUCCCGGGCGGCUCUGGGGGAGCUCGGUGUUUGCCUCCAGCCCUUCGCUACCGGAGAGAUCAGGUUCCUCCCCUCCUCCCCCUCCAGCUCCGGCCGCCGCCGCCGCCGCCGCCGCCUCCUUGCAUGACACAGCAGAACCGCAGCUGCUGCAGCAAGUCCCAACCAUCCGCCCAGGAAGCGCCGCAACCGGGAGUCGGGAGGGGCCGGGGCCGGGCAGAGGGGGGGGUGAGGGGGCGAGGGGUGGAGAGGGCGAGGGGCCUCCUUGCCCCCGACUUGGCGCUCCACACUCCCCUUCCCAGCUCCCAGGCUCGGGAAGAGGAUCCGGCUCCAAACCCAGCAGGCCGAGCCGUUGAGGAAUGCUGGGGCUUGGCAUCAGCAAGGGAUGGGACUGGGAGGAGCGGGGUGAAGACCCCAGCGGGGGGGGGCAGGACACUGAAGGGGAAGAAGGGGAAGAAGAGGCCACGAAGUCCGGGGCCAGUCUGUGAAGGAGAAUUAAGGAGGUCAAAGAGGUCGUAUCUUCCUACCUCACUUCCUGACACAAACAAGUUUUUACCGUUGUCAGCAACAAAGCCUUAAUAUAGCUGCGGAAGAGAAAAACUGCAUUGCAUUUUGCCUCCUGCAAGCAUCAUCCACAGUUACCGGAGGAAUGUAAUUCCAGAGAGCUUUAAAGCUGGUGGUGAGGGUAAUUAUGUAUCAGAUGCCUGAUUCUAUUUCUGCUAUUAUUGUUUUGUCAUUUCUGUUCACCCCAGUGCUGGCUGAACUCGUCGAGGGACAAAUCCGGUUUUCUUUUUUGACUCUGUAAAAUCUAAUGAGACCUGAUAAGAAAACUCAUUGCUUUUGGGGGAAAAUAAAGUAGGAGCCACGAAAUGUCAUUUUCACAGAGCGUGGGUUUGGUGACUGUAGGGAAGGAUUUCAGGACGCUCCUUCUGUUCGCUUUUCCUAUGUAAUGAGCAAAAAAAGGCUUCACGCACGCACCGACGCCACAGCGCCCGGAUGCUCUGCUCCCCGAUCUGGGUUUCUGCUGCGCCAGAAGCCCCUCCGGGAUGCUGCGAGGGGCGCCCGGUGGGUGGUGGUACCGACGCUGCGGCCGCCGCCAGUCCUGCUGCUGCUGCUGCUGUUGCUGCUGCAGUCACGUGGGAGCCCCUUUAAGUUUCCAUAGAGAGGCCUCUCCGGUGUCACAUGAUGGACAUGAUAUAAUGAAACAACAUUGUGGAGAGGAAAGCAUUAGGGGAGCCCACGGCUACAAAAACAAGUGAGUGAGAAGAGGUGGGAGGAAGAGAAACUACGCCACCUCCCCUGCAGCCGAGCCGGCGCGCAGCAGCGAGCGGGCCGAGCAGAAGUGGGCGACGCCGGAGGGGA